This is a messenger RNA of Phlebotomus argentipes, 982 nucleotides long. RefSeq names its product rho GDP-dissociation inhibitor 1 (gene RhoGDI). Bases 256 to 864 code for a protein of 202 amino acids. Gene Ontology annotation, cellular component: membrane; cytosol; cytoplasm. The transcript has 4 exons. The record is from RefSeq and is a predicted model, not a curated record. Gene Ontology annotation, molecular function: protein binding; Rho GDP-dissociation inhibitor activity. Gene Ontology annotation, biological process: Rho protein signal transduction. NCBI's taxonomy places the organism in Eukaryota, Metazoa, Arthropoda, Insecta, Diptera, Psychodidae.
UGUUGAAAAUGCUCUUCGCCCGCAGAGUUCAACGGCUUCUGAGAGAUGUGCUAAUGUUGCCACGCCUGUUGGCUUCCGGAACGUCACGGCCAGUCGGUGACUUUUUGUGCAAUUUAUUUGUCGCUCUUGCGUGCUGUUCGUUCUGCAUUAAAUUCCGUUUUUGUCUCCUUUGCCGUGCUAAUUCAUCGCCCAUCCACCCACCAAUUUGCCGGAGAGCGUGUCCGCCAUCCGUUUGCCCAGCAUUUGACGCUCAGGAUGUCCACCGAGGAGGAGCCCAGACGCGAGGCGGAGGGCGAGGAGACGCCCGACGUGGAUGCCAACUAUCAGCCGCCGCCGCAGAAGACCAUCGAGGAGAUCAUGGCCACGGAUCAGGAGGACGAGAGCCUGCGGAAGUACAAGGAGGCACUCCUGGGCGCCGCGCAGGCCGAGAAGAUUGUCGUGGACGCCACGGACCCGCGGAAGGUGAUCGUGAAGAAGCUGGCGCUGUGCGUGACCGGACGUCCGGACAUGGAGCUGGAUCUCACGGGUGACAUUUCGAAGCUGAAGAAGCAGUCGUUCACCAUCAAGGAGGGCGUGCAGUAUCGCAUCAGGAUCGACUUUGUCGUCCAGCGAGAGAUCGUGCAUGGCCUGAAGUAUGUCCAGAAGACGCUGCGAAUGGGCGUUCCAGUGGACAAAAUGACGCACAUGGUGGGCUCUUAUCCGCCCAAGGCGGAUUUGCAGAGCUACACGACGCCGCCUGAGGAGGCGCCGUCGGGCCUGAUGGCGCGCGGCUCGUACACGGUGACGUCGCUGUUCACGGAUGACGACAAGAAUGAACAUCUCAAGUGGGACUGGAGCUUCGAGAUCAAGAAAGACUGGAAUUGAGCCCAUCGCUUUGCUUCUUCCGCGCCUUUUCAGUCACCUUUUUUCCCUUUUGUCUUACGUUCUGUUAUUCGCAGUAGCAAUAUGCGCUAGCGCUCGGAGGGAUGCUCAAAUUGUAGAA